This is a messenger RNA of Mobula hypostoma (lesser devil ray), 1053 nucleotides long. Its product is annotated as probable G-protein coupled receptor 139. NCBI's taxonomy places the organism in Eukaryota, Metazoa, Chordata, Chondrichthyes, Myliobatiformes, Myliobatidae. The record is from RefSeq and is a predicted model, not a curated record. Gene Ontology annotation, cellular component: plasma membrane. Gene Ontology annotation, biological process: phospholipase C-activating G protein-coupled receptor signaling pathway. Gene Ontology annotation, molecular function: G protein-coupled receptor activity.
AUGUGCAGCCUCGGCAUUUCAUUCCGAGAGAUCCUGUAGCACACGGGGACAAACCAAUGAUCAGAGAAAAUGCCUGCACUGUAUCAGAGGUACCAGCGUGUGGACAGAAUACUCAACGUGUUCAUUGUCGUUAUUGGCGUUCCUGUGAAUUUAGCGGCGAUUGUGAUCCUGUCCCGGGGAAAGUGCGGUCUCUCUCCCUGCACCACUCGCUACCUGGUUGCCAUGGCAGCGGGGGAUCUACUGACCGUAGUCAUCGAGGUCCUUGUGCAUCAGGUGUUAAAUCAUUACUUUACGUGGAAUUUUCUGAGGAUUACUCCUGUGUGCAGAGUUAUCGAGGUACUGAGGUUCACGGCCACAUACUGCUCUGUCUGGUUCACCGUCAUGUUCACUUUCGAUCGGUUUGUCGGCAUCUGCUGUCAGAAGCUGAAAACAAAAUAUUGCACCGGGAAAACUGCGGCUGUGGUUCUGACAACAACCGGCGUGCUGUCCUUUCUGAAAAUCGUUCCCAGUUACUUUCUCUGGGAACCCGGACAGAUAAUCAACGAUGUACCCUGGUUCUGUAAACUCAAGGCCAACACUUUCACUGACCUCGGAUGGGUAAUAUACGAUUGGCUCGACAUAGUUUUAAAUCCGUUCAUCCCUUUCGCUGUGAUUCUGCUGCUCAACGCUCUGACAGUCAGACACAUUGUUGUGGCCAGUCGUGUCCGGAAGGGGCUGAGGGGUCAGAGCAAGGCGGAGAACCGCGGUGACCCGGAGAUGGAGAGCCGGAGGAGGUCUGUGGUUUUACUCUUCACCCUCUCCGGCAGCUUCAUCCUCCUGUGGAUGACCCACGUUGUAAAUUUCAUGUAUUAUGAGAUCUCAGGGAUCGGAUUCAAUUUCAAUGAUUCUGAAUGGAUCUUUCACACGGGCGGAGCCCUGCUGAAGAAUUUCAGCUGCUGCGCGAACACAUUUAUUUACGCGGUCACUCAGUCGAAAUUCAGGGAGCAGCUGUUCAACGCGGUGAAAUAUCCGGUCACAUCGUUGCUUCAGUUCAUUACUCAGGCUUUGCACUGA